UCGUCAAGAAACUGACUGAGCACGCGCCGGUUCUCAUCCCGGUGUACGGAAACUUCUACGUCCCUUCCACCACUCCGAAUUUGGCGGGAAAUCCGGUGCUACAGAUAGAUGGUGAUGGCGUUAGUGUUUUGAGUGUCGACGUUGCCGGGUUUUUCCAGAGAUUCGAUGAUUUAUUGCAAAUGGGUUUCGGAUUCGCUUCGUCGAUCUACGAUCGUCGGAAUUCCAGCGGAUCGCGAAUCCUCCCUGGCUGGGCAGCGACUGAGGUGCGGAGGGUGGAAUUCUGGACAGACGUGGCGGAGAGAAGGAAGAGGAUGGCGGCGCGUGAGACCCCUCGAGGGUGGUGGAGCGCGUCACCCAACCAGUGUUUAAGGGCGCGUUUGGACGACGCGUUCUGGACGCUAAGAGACGGAGGCUGGAGAGAAGAUGAGGUCCGAGAUAUGCUGAACGGUCACGAUUCGUCUCAGGCGUUAUCGCCUGCGGGAUGGUAUAGGGAAGACGUGGCGUACACCAUCGGUCGCAAAUCGCGCGACUGCGAUGCCAGCCGCAACCGCAGCGAUAGCGUCGUAGAUCGAAAUUUAUGUACGGAAACACGGCAGUUUUUGUCGACGAGCUGUUGUGUGGAUGAAGAAGUCCAUCAGAAGAAGUGCGGCGAGAUCACGACGUUGAUGUAUCUUCUCUCUCUAGAGGCGUGAUUUCUGACCGUUGGAUCCAGAACAAACGGCCGAGAUUCGUUCAUAUUGCUCGA
This is a messenger RNA of Tarenaya hassleriana, 745 nucleotides long. RefSeq lists its product as uncharacterized. The coding region runs from base 180 to 692 and encodes 170 amino acids. The record is from RefSeq and is a predicted model, not a curated record. NCBI's taxonomy places the organism in Eukaryota, Viridiplantae, Streptophyta, Magnoliopsida, Brassicales, Cleomaceae. The transcript has a single exon.